Molecule: messenger RNA, 407 nt
Organism: Trichoderma harzianum CBS 226.95
Lineage: Eukaryota; Fungi; Ascomycota; Sordariomycetes; Hypocreales; Hypocreaceae
Exons: 4
Coding region: 95-319 (74 amino acids)
Source: RefSeq, a predicted model, not a curated record
UUCACUAUGUACCUGUCACUAGGAUACUGCAUGGGGGAAAAAGAAAAGCAUGCUUGAUAUCGUCGUAUUCAUAGUCUAACCCUCCAACCUAGUCAUGCAGUCCAAAAAGCACCAAGUCCAUAAUAAUGGUCGGCAAAAUGGACAUGCCCGUGAUCGUCCCUCUGCGCAUCCCUCGCCUUCCCAAGUGCAGAUGGUAUCAAUGAGAAUGCGAGAAAAAAACUUGCUGCCUCUGGAAAGAGGGGCGUCCAAUGCCUCAUGGCGUCAGCGUGCAUCCAUGGUCCGCUCUCCUUUUCUAUUUUUAGCCCCAAGUUAUAUAUAGGUAUAUAUCGGCUCUGCUUUACUGCGACGCGCACUGGACGCGCUCGCCGCCAGGGUGGCCAUCCUCGUCCUCGUCCUCUCCCAUGGAA